Cervus elaphus (red deer) is the source of this 989-nucleotide messenger RNA. RefSeq names its product mitochondrial ribosomal protein L46 (gene MRPL46). Gene Ontology annotation, molecular function: structural constituent of ribosome. NCBI's taxonomy places the organism in Eukaryota, Metazoa, Chordata, Mammalia, Artiodactyla, Cervidae. Bases 25 to 858 code for a protein of 277 amino acids. The record is from RefSeq and is a predicted model, not a curated record. Gene Ontology annotation, cellular component: mitochondrial large ribosomal subunit. The transcript is spliced from 4 exons.
GGUGCAUUGUGGGAAGUUUGAAAGAUGGCGGCGCCCACAAGGCGGACUGUGUUAGGGCUGGCGAGGUGCUGGCGGCGGUUCGAGAGACCCUGGAGUCUGAAUUCUCGUAGCUUGACCCUUGCGGCUGCACCGUCGAAUAGAGCAUCUCCAUGGCGCCUGUUGGGUGCGUUGUGCCUGCAGCGGCCACCGGUGGUCUCGAAGCAGUUGACCCCGAUGCAGGAAGAGAUGGCAGCUCUGCUACAGCAGAUUGAGAUAGAGAGAAGCCUGUAUUCAGACCAUGAACUUCGUGCUUUGGAUGAAGCCGAGCAACUGGCAAAGAAAAAAGGUGACCUUUAUGAAGAAGAAGAUGAGAAGAAUAUAUUGCUGGUACAGGACUUGGAAGACAUGUGGGAGCAGAAAUUCCUGCAGUUCAAACCUGGAGCUCGAAUAACAGAUGCCGACGUAAAGAAUGACCGAAGCUCGCUGCACCGGAAGCUUGAUAGGAACCUUAUUCUGUUGGUCAAAGAGAAGCUUGGAGACCAGGACGUUUGGAUGCUGCCCCAGGCCGAGUGGCAACCCGGGGAGACCCUCCGCCGAACAGCUGAACGAACCCUGGCCACACUCUCAGAAAACAACAUGGAAGCCAAGUUCCUGGGAAAUGCGCCCUGCGGCCACUACAAGUUCAAGUUCCCCCAGGCAGUGCGGAUGGAGGGCAGCCUCGGGGCCAAGAUCUUCUUCUUCAAAGCCCUGCUGCUAACCGGAGACUUUUCCCCGGCCGUGGAGAAGGGCCGUCAUGUGUGGGCCAGCAAGGAGGAACUGGGUGACUAUUUGAAGCCAAAAUACCUGGCCCAGGUUAGGAGGUUUCUCUUGGACCUCUGACAGACGAGCUGCCUGUGGACAGUGCUCGGACAGGUCUGUGAGCGGGCCUCAAGGACGUGGUGUGUGGCCUCAUCUCUAUGGGAAUAUCAAGCAGCAAACUAAGUUCUGAGAAAUAAACGGGUUUACCGUUG